CUACAAUUCUCCACAUGCUCAAAGGCUCCCCCCACAUGCCGAACGCCCCUCUCAAAGGAGACGUACACUCAACUCAAACUCAAAUACAGGUUUCAUCGACAACGUUGACAACCACGCAUGUGGGAAAAUCUGGGACUAUCCCCUCAUCCGCCCUUGCUCAAAUUCCUCCCAGUAGAGAUAUCCACGCAAAGAGCAUAAUGUGCUACUAGCCCAUCAUCCGAGCAUCCAGAUUGUAUUUCAUAGUACCGUACGGUAUGACACUCAUUAUCCCCACAAACGGAAAUGAACUUGCACCCCUCAAACCAGUUCUACAGCGCAACAUUAAUGAUGACACCACCGAUUCUGGGAAAAUACGGGAUGUCCGACUCCCGAAAGGCUCCCUCACGUGGCAAAAGUUUCUCCUCAUUGCCGGAAGGCUCUCCUCGUAUGCCUCAACUUUCCACACCGACAUACUUAGAAUCUACGCGUCUGGGAGUUUACGCGUUCCGCUUAGCCCACACGCGCUUCCUUUCACACCUUAUCCGCUUCAUGUAUCAGAACGUCAGACUCGGGGUGACAGUGAGAGUAAGUCAUGUGCUGUGAGUCAUGUUUUGCGUGCUGUAUGCUGUAUGCUGUAUGCUGUGUUCUGUUCUGUUCUGUUCCAUUGGGUUGUUGACGAGAGGGCGUUGGUAGGAGACAACGGAUUUGUGAACAUAACAAGAACCAGAAUCACGUUAACGAGGAUGCGUCCUACCGUCCGGAGAAAUGUUAUUGCAAACUUUGGCCUGUUUAGUAUUUGGCAAUGGCCCGCUUCUGAAGUUCCGAGCAUCCAGAUGCCUAAAAUCUCGACCGUACUAUGCGAGCGUCGGACAAGCUAUGUAGGCUGCUACUGUUUCCAACAACACUGUAAAAUCUAUGGUUACAGUCAUGCUCACAGCCCCACCGUCAUGCGCACUCCACAGAUUUCAUAAGGCCACAGUGCCAGCAACUGCGACGGCUUCUCGUCAUGUCAUGAUCCGCGCGAUGAGGGAAAUGAAGCGUCUCGGAGCCCUUGAUGGAGAUGGAGACACAUCUACAGUGCCACA
Suillus plorans is the source of this 1064-nucleotide messenger RNA. RefSeq lists its product as uncharacterized. The transcript is spliced from 2 exons. The record is from RefSeq and is a predicted model, not a curated record. Lineage: Eukaryota; Fungi; Basidiomycota; Agaricomycetes; Boletales; Suillaceae. The coding region runs from base 255 to 950 and encodes 231 amino acids.